Messenger RNA from Arachis stenosperma, 716 nucleotides. RefSeq names its product transcription elongation factor 1 homolog. Lineage: Eukaryota; Viridiplantae; Streptophyta; Magnoliopsida; Fabales; Fabaceae. Gene Ontology annotation, biological process: transcription elongation by RNA polymerase II. The transcript has 4 exons. The record is from RefSeq and is a predicted model, not a curated record. The coding region runs from base 218 to 484 and encodes 88 amino acids. Gene Ontology annotation, cellular component: transcription elongation factor complex. Gene Ontology annotation, molecular function: RNA polymerase II complex binding.
CGCAAACUAACGGUUGUUUGGUUCGUGUAAAAUUUACUCUACUAAUAUCCAUAAACCAAACAUACCCUAAUAAUUAAAGGAUAUUUAAUCAUUGGUGAAAAGAAAAAGUUAAAAUAAAGUAAGCGCUUUGGUUAACUCUUUCCAGUCCUCAGUCCUCACUCCCAAUUGCUGCAUUCUCUUUUUGUGCUGUUUCUUAUUCCGAUCUGUGAUUUGUGGGAUGGGAAAGAGGAAGGCAAAGUCGAAGCCACCUCCAAAGAAGCGAAUGGAUAAGCUGGACACUGUCUUCAGCUGCCCUUUCUGCAAUCAUGGCACCAGUGUUGAAUGUCGCAUUGAUAUGAAGAACUUGAUCGGGGAAGCUUCUUGCAGAAUAUGCCAAGAGAGCUUUAGCACUACUGUCACAGCUUUAUCGGAGCCAAUUGACAUAUACAGUGAGUGGAUUGAUGAAUGUGAACGGGUGAACAACCCGGAAGAUGACGGUGCUUAGUAGUGUGAUGAUAAGAAUCCAGUUGGAAGAUGAUGGUGAUUAGUAGCGUUUUAAAUAAUCCAGUUUUAGCAAAUAUGAAUGGAAUUACUGUCCAUUGUAAUUAUGUCUGUCUCUAUUAUGAUGAUUAGUAGUGUUUACAAUGCACACGAAAGUAAUAUGCCUACUUUGAUGAUGCCACAUUGAUUAUAACAAUACAGAUGCUAGUCAUGCUAUUUACAGUGUGCUUAUGUAA